This is a messenger RNA of Bipolaris sorokiniana ND90Pr, 506 nucleotides long. RefSeq lists its product as uncharacterized. Bases 113 to 496 code for a protein of 127 amino acids. The transcript has a single exon. The record is from RefSeq and is a predicted model, not a curated record. NCBI's taxonomy places the organism in Eukaryota, Fungi, Ascomycota, Dothideomycetes, Pleosporales, Pleosporaceae.
UGGCCCAAUUGUCGUUCCGCGGAUGCAUGGCUCAUGCUGAUGGCUUUGCAGAUUGCACUACGAAUUCAUCGCCAGGGGGCUAUUUGUUCGGCUGCUAAUGAGUUGAAAGGCUAUGUGUACGAGUCAAAGCGAUGAAGAGAAGGCUUUCGUUGGCGCAUCGAUCGUGCGGCCAUGUCUGUCUCCAUUUUCAUUAAGCGUUUCGUUUGGAUCGUGGGCCGGAGUGCGCGCGCCCCGCAAGCGUCGACGCUACCGGUCAAGCAUGCUGAGGGCUCCAAGCUUUUUUUCUUUUCUUCUUCUUACCCUUGGGACUACUAGUAGUAGUAUGCUGACAUCAUUCUCUAACCUUCUCACAACAACACCGACUGCCAGCACUAACAGGACCCGCCCUUCGCGUUGCACAUGCACAUGCAAGGUCAUGCUCAUUGUUUGGGUGACUCGAAGCAGGUCCGCUGUGCACCAACCCAACGGCCGACACGCGCAGAAAAUGGGUGCCUAAUGUGACAGGA